GCAUGCCGCACCAGCGCCCGCAGAGAUGAGCGAACGAGGUGGGGAUGCGGACAGCAGCUCGUGCUCGGAGCCCAGCUCCGGCACAGAGGCGGAGGACAUGGCAGCACUCACCGCAGACGUGCGCAGCCUCAAGGAGGCGCUCGCCAGCCUGCGACACGCCAUCGCGCCCGCCUCCGGCUCCACCAACGCCGUGGAUCGGGAGAGCCAGCGCGUGGAGGCGCACGCGUGUGUGGGCGAGGUGACUCGCAUCCUGCGAGCCGUGCUGGACAAGUAUCCCGCCAUGCAGUCGGCACGGCUGCUUGCCGCUGCGGGUGCGCUCGUGCAACACAUGAAAGGUUUUGACUUCGAAAGUAACAACUCAGAGCCCAAAGAAUUCUUCGAGUGCAUUGAUCAGUUGGCCCUAGCAUUCAGCAGUCGGGUUUCCGAAUAUCUAAUGGGUGACCUGGAUGCUCCAGGUGCCUCACCUGCAAAUCGGAGUCUUAGCAGAGCAAAGUCGCUGGAGGACGUGCGGGACGGUGACUCCGGCGGCGGGGCGCUGCUGAGCGCGCGGCGGCUGCAGGCGCAGCUCCGUGGAGAGCGGGUCGUGCCGCAGCUGCUGCAGCGCGCUAAGGCGUGGGCGCGGCACGCGAAGGAGCUGGCCGCCUACGUGCAUAAGCGCUCCUACCUGCACGCCGAAUAUGCCAAGGGGCUGGCCAAGCUGGCGCAAGCCCUGCGCCCUGCGCUGCACCAAGCCAGUAACCUCCCUUUCCAGUCUGAGUAUUCGACGGCGCUGGACAACGACGUAGAGCUGUGUAACAACAGCCAGACGGUCUGCUGUCAGUUGGAGAAGAAGUACGUGCAGGCGCUGACGGACCGCCGGUCGGAGCACGAGCGCGUGCGCAAGCAGCUGAAGGCGCGCUGGGCCCGCGAGAUGUACGAGGCAAACGCGAGCUGCAGGGCCAGCGUCGCUGAAGCGAAUGAAUGCUACCAGCAACUACAAAGGACCAAGAAUGAAAUUCUACAGCAGGGGCAAGAGUUGAUGGUGGAAAGUGACAGAGUCCUCAAAACCGCUACAGUGUCUUACUUCGAAUCUCAGCAGUCCCUCGCAGCACCCCUACCCUCACAGUUCCAGGAGCUGUGUGGACGGAGCGCCUUGUACGAGCCAGGAGCACACUAUGCAGAGCUGGCCAAGAACCCUGCAGACUGUGAGGAGGAGCUACUGGAGGACCCGUUCAUGUUCCAGCUUUUCUACUCGCCGCACAGCAUGAUCGAGGUCGAGCGCAAGUCAACGGGCUCCAUCGAAAGUGAAGAUAUGUACCAAGAUUCUUCUCUCUUCGAGCCAGACACUAAGCAGUCGAAAGCUGCUCUGACACACAAUUUUCGCUCUCUGAGGACACCUGGCCGUUGCCGAGAAUGUGAUUCGUACGUCUACUUCAUGGGUGUGGAAUGCAUAGAGUGUGGAAUGGUGUGUCACAAGAAGUGCGUUGUCGGGCUUUCUAUCACGUGUGGUCAUCGCCGUCUGCCUCGCAAAGUACCAGUGUUCGGAACAGACUUGAAUAACUACUUGUCAGAAACGGCACACCUCAUUCCGUUUAUUAUCUGUAAGUGUAUCGAUGAAAUAGACGCCCGUGGUCGGCAGUCAAAGGGCAUAUACAGGGUGUCUGGAGUGAAGACAAAAUUGGACAAGCUGUGCAACGCUUUUGAAAUAGGUGGGGACCUUGUUGACCUCUCAGAUAUUCAUCCAAAUGUGAUCGCAGAUGUGCUGAAGAUUUACCUACGGCAGCUCCCCGAGCCGCUGCUGUCCUUCAAGCUCUAUCCAGAUUUUGUGAGGCUGGCCAAAGAAUUCGCUUCUGACGAAGACCUGGACCGCGCGCGGUGCGUGCAGAGCUUCCGGGAGCUAGUGGCGCGGCUGCCCAAGUCGCACUACCUCACACUGGCGGCCCUCAUGCUGCACCUCAAGAGGGUGGCCGACGAGGCGGACGUCAACAACAUGCCCGCCAGCAACCUGGGCAUCGUGUUCGGCCCCACGUUGCUGCGCCCAGACGAAAGCAUGCCAUCCAUGAACUCUCUGGUCGAUACUGCGCAGAAUUCGCGCGCGGUGGAGCUGAUGAUCCGACUGAGCGACGAGCUGUUCAGCAGCGAGGAGGUGUGGGAGGCGCGCCAGAAGCAGCUCAAGAUGCGAGAGCGGCAGGCGCAGGCACAGGCGCAGGCGCAGCAGAAGGCGGCGCGCGGCGGCUCCUUCCGGCUGCCCGGCACCUCGCGCUCCCACCACGAGCCCGACGCCAAGCCGCGGCCCAAAACAUGUCGCUAA
Messenger RNA from Schistocerca nitens (vagrant locust), 2290 nucleotides. Its product is annotated as rho GTPase-activating protein 45-like. Lineage: Eukaryota; Metazoa; Arthropoda; Insecta; Orthoptera; Acrididae. Gene Ontology annotation, molecular function: GTPase activator activity. The transcript has 16 exons. Bases 26 to 2290 code for a protein of 754 amino acids. The record is from RefSeq and is a predicted model, not a curated record. Gene Ontology annotation, biological process: signal transduction; activation of GTPase activity.